GUAAGGUAGUGAUGUCUCUUACAAUCACAUUGAUUUGCAGAGUGGCAUUUGGGAAAAGGUACGAGGAAAGUGAAGGGUUUGAAAGAAGUAGAUUUCAUGGACUUCUUAAUGAAGCUCAGGCAAUGAUGGGAAGCUUCUUUGUUUCUGAUUAUUUUCCUUUGGUGGGUAGUCACUGGAAUGCAUGCUAGGCUAGAGAAGAAUUUCAAGGAAUUGGAUUUGUUCAAUCAAGACCUCAUUGAUGAUCAUCUCAAUCCAAAGAGGACUGAAUUCAUGCAAGAGGACAUUAUUGACAUCUUCCUUCAAUUGAGAAAUGAUCAGUUCCCUCCAAUUGAUCUCACUUUGGAUCACAUUAAAGCAGUCCUCAUGAAUAUAUUUGCCGGUGGAACAGACACAGGUGUAGCAGCCGUGGUUUGGGUGAUGAUUGCAUUGAUGAAAAAUCCCAAAGCGAUGAAGAAAGUUCAAGAAAAGUAAGAAAGUUGAUCAUCUCAACGGUUUGUUCCAAUCGAUGGGCCGUUGGGCCUUUAAUA
Messenger RNA from Camellia sinensis, 527 nucleotides. The record is from RefSeq and is a predicted model, not a curated record. NCBI's taxonomy places the organism in Eukaryota, Viridiplantae, Streptophyta, Magnoliopsida, Ericales, Theaceae.